GUCGCUGGGAGACCACAAACAAUCUAUCUGGAUAGGUUUCUGCUGCUCGUAUCUAGGAUGGGCUGCAUGAGAUAGAUGUAUUCCAAAGCAUCACCAUUCACCCGAUGUUGACGAGGUGAUGUUGUUGAGGCUUUAGGCUCCCCUGACUCGUCGAUUUUCACCGAGCAUCGCGGUUGGUAUCGCACUACGUAGUAAGCCACACCAACCGGCAACAAACCACGCGAGAGGAUAUUAUUAUCCCGGGCAUUCAGGCUUCCAAUGGAAGGGGGAAACCGGAAAAUGCAGCAUUUUUUUGGAGCGGCACCAGGAUGCACGAUGCACGAUGAAGGGAAUCCUUGCAUGACUGACGUUUGUGAAUGGCCCAUCAUUCAUCAAUCUAUCCCUCUAAACCAUCACUCCAUCAACCCUCCAUCAUCGGUUCAUGUGUCCCUCGUUUCAGCCUUCUGCCUUCAGCUCCUGCUCCGUAUUUCCCUCUUCCCUCAAGAACCGAGAAUCAACAAUCAAGGACCAUUGUCGGAACAAACGAAGAAUUCCUUGACAAAACUCCCCCAAACUUCCUAUCAUCACCGUUUGAUCUCGUCCAUCAGAUUAUUGCCGCUUGCCGGUGACACCAAGCAUUCAAGCAUCGGAAAAGUGGAUAUCGUCGACGAGGCAACAGCAGAGAAAAGAGGGAACCGAAAAGAGGAACCAGAACAGGAGGGCCCAGUCUCUUGUGUCCUUCAACUCCUGGCCAUUCGGGAAUCGGAGCUCAAGAGGCGAACAAAGUCGACAAGUUUGCCUUCGUUGCUCUUCAUCAUUCCUCAUCUGGUAUCCACGACUUGGUGUCUUCCGGUACGUUGCGGGAUUGUUCCACGGUUCGGCAGCAGUCUUGUCGACACCUUGCAUCACCAUUCACAUUCAUCAAACGCCACCAUUGCCCAAUUCCCAUUCUCUCAUUCCUGUGUAUCCAAGGAGCCACGGGGAUUUGUGCCUUGCUUAAGCCUCAACUACCUAUUAUUAUCAGUAAUUCCCUUUCGGCAGCGGUACCAUUCACGGAAUUUACCAAGCCGUUUACUGUCUACUACGUACGUAGUAAGCUGUAACAAGCUGUCGCAGCAAGGAAUAAAUUCCAGGAUCUAGCAUUCCCAUUCCAUCCAAUCCGCAGGCUCCCAACCAUUUUAGUUUUCUCGGCCUUUUACUUCUGCCCUGUCGAAAUCAUCAUAGCGGCAUCCCCAAAUCCACCGCCGCUUGACCGCUUCAAGUUCGUGG
Molecule: messenger RNA, 1248 nt
Organism: Eremomyces bilateralis CBS 781.70
Lineage: Eukaryota; Fungi; Ascomycota; Dothideomycetes; Eremomycetales; Eremomycetaceae
Exons: 1
Coding region: 259-1119 (286 amino acids)
Source: RefSeq, a predicted model, not a curated record